This is a messenger RNA of Letharia lupina, 2877 nucleotides long. RefSeq lists its product as uncharacterized. The transcript is spliced from 3 exons. The record is from RefSeq and is a predicted model, not a curated record. The coding region runs from base 1 to 2877 and encodes 958 amino acids. NCBI's taxonomy places the organism in Eukaryota, Fungi, Ascomycota, Lecanoromycetes, Lecanorales, Parmeliaceae.
AUGAGAGACGAUACCAGAGGCGAUGAAGCCGGCUCCGGCGGCUUUGACUUCUCCUCGAACGUAGAUGCAAUUCUCCAACACCGGGUUCAAAGGAAGUCGGCUGCUCGAUGGGCGAGAAAUCUGAGAUUCCUCACAUUUGCUGGUGAUGAGAUUCACACAGACGCCAAAGUUUCAGAGGGAUCCGACUCAACGAGAGAAGUGCACUGGGGCCGAUGUACUCGCUGUGAACUGCGAACUCCGCCUGCGGCAGGACACAUAUGUGCUACCCAUGCUCAAUCCAAUAACACCGACAUAAAGACAUACGAGAAGCGGGCCAAAGAGUAUACUGAUCCUUGCAUACACGUGGAAGAUGCGUCUUGUGAAGAGUGUAUGCAGAUACCCCUCUUUCCAAAUCAUGGUAAGGCGACGAAUUUCCGCAUCAGAAGGCUCAAACCAAAGGGCACGAGGCCGUCUGAAUUAGGGAUCUGCACUCACUUUGUGGCUGUCUCCUACUGUUGGUCCAGCGCAAGCGCUCGAAAGUCAAGUGAGCCUAGCACGGAGGGCAAACAGUAUCAGGUCCUUGAGGAAAACAUGAAAACAGUGCGUCCCAUACGCGCUCCAAAAGAUACCAUUGAUCGAGCAGUGAGCUUCGCCGCCCAGAAUGGAUAUCGAAUGAUUUGGAUCGACCAGGAAUGCAUCGAGCAGGACAACGAGAAUGAGAAAGAGCUGGGUAUCCAAGCGAUGGACUUUGUGUAUGUCAAUGCGCAGAUCUCCAUUGGUUUGUUCCAAGCAACACUCGAACAACGCCAUCUUGACGCUCUGCUACUAUUUUUCGAAUGGAAGAUUGGGUCGGAUAUGCGACGUCGUGGACCUCGCCCACUCAAGCAGUGUCGAAGUCUCCGAAUAAAGAACCUUGCUGAAGCUUUGAGCAUGAUUGCAAUGGACAGAUGGAAUACGCGCGCAUGGAUUCUCCAAGAAGCCUUCGCGUCAGGUGGUAACAUGAUUCUUUUAUUCCCUCGAGCAAAGGAGAUGGCUGUCAGAGGCUGGAGUCUGAUCUGCCACGAUCUGUCUCUUACCGAAAUUGGCAUCAAGCUUGACAUACUACAGAGGUGUAUUAAGCAAUCCGUUGGCCUCUUCACCCCAAAGCCUGACAGCAGUAUCCCCAUCAAGCUUCCGGAAUGGAUAGAGGCCUUGAAACGUCUCACGUGGUUCCAGCCCGAGACAAGCACUCGGCACAUGUUCAAUUUCUGGAUCAAUGAUGCCAAACCUAGACGCACAUGCAAUGCCGCUGUGGCGAUGUCCUUUUUGAAGCACCGAGACAAUGAUCGUGUAGCCGACAGACUGGCCAUACUUGCAAACCUAUGCGAUUAUAGUCUGCGGCUGAAUACUGUGGAACUAGAGAAGUCUCAGGGUCGUCUAAGCGUCUGUGUUCUUGCACUGGCUAUAGCAAACGGAGACUUUUCAUUGCUCUCACCAGAGUCAUACCAUAUUCCUCGUGGAUUGGACGUCACCCGGAACAAAGGCGACAAGGAAUUUACCUGGGUUCCUCCCAACGUGACGCAACUCCAGUAUAUCAGAUCGAGGACUGCCGAUCCUGGAGGGGCGACUCCCGGCCGAGUCUCCCCCGUCUCUUACCGGGUAACAAACGAAGGGCUCUCACUCCGGGGUUUCAUGUGGAAGAUCGAUCGUUUUGUUGAACUGCCGUCUAUUAAACACAAGUACAAAGAGUCCUGGGCCAGGCUGUGGCGCCCGAGUACAAGGCUCGAGGAGCAGUCCUUGGAGGUGAUGGAAAAGCCCUACAUCUUCCAGCAAGUGUCUAGGGCACACUGGCUGGCAGUCACGCAUAUUUUCUUUGAAGUGAUUGAACUGCUUCGCGAGAAAAACCAGAUAAGUGUAGCAGACGCCGUAUGGCAUUCUGUGACGAAUGCCGAUUGGAGAAAAGGGAGAUUUCUGGAAUCCGUCGCCGAGUUCCCGGAGCAACUGACAGUUGAGAAGCGUAAGGGUAUGUUCCGUUUAGAACAAAGCACGGAUGGAUCUCUUGAGCACAAGUGGUUGAUUGAUAGGAUCAUGCUCCAAGGAGGCCUAUGGAUUCGCCGACGGGUGCGACUUUCUACCGAUCAUGAAUUCAGUGAUGGAACACCCUCUGGAUAUGGCGAGAGUGACGCCGUGUCUGGCGAGGAUCAAGUCGGCUGUGCUACCCAGGAUCAACGGCUGGAAGCCAAGUUCCGCUCUCCUGCUCGGGAGCAUACAGCACCGAACAUAGAGACGCCUAGAGCUGUAUCAGCUUUUCAAGCUGAUGACGUCGCCAGAGAAUCAGGUCAGCCAUCUCCUCUGGCGUCCGUUGAUGGGUCUAUGGUCCCAGCAACCCCGCACUCCGGAACCAAAUUGUCUGACUCUCUUCGCAAACCAGAGAAAGCCCCUAAAACCCAUUCUGACUAUCAAUCCACGCUUUCCAUGAUGAUGAAAAUGCACGAUCAUAAGGCAAUUACGAAGGAUGACAGUGAGGGAGAGGUCGAUGACCCUACCGAUCCCGAUAAGGCCUUCAGGUUCUUACCGGAGAAUAUAGGAGAUUUCGUUGCAUUUAUAAACAAUAUGGAUGGUAGGAAUUCUCAGACGUCUCUUCGGCAACAGCGCGCAGUCUUCGACAUCGAGGGCGACACUUCAGGACAGGUUUUGGUACUGACCCCUUUCCAAAAGCGGUUGGAGACGCUACCUCGGCCUGAGACUCGGAGUAUGAGCGUAUCUUGGGUGGUGCAACCUGUUUCAAAUCUUGCCGGAUCCAAAGACAGUCGAAGAUCAGAAUUCUUUGGAAAGGUCGAAACGCUGAAAACCUCAGGGAUGGUUCGUGGAAUGUGGAAAUAUAUGGUGCAACCUGAGGACAGAUACAAUCUAGUAUAG